UAUCGAUACAUCGGAUGCUUAUCGAUACGCUGCUGCAUUCCCACUGACGCACAUUUUUGUUUAUAACUAUUUCAUUAUUUAAAUUGUUUAAAAUUCGCCGUGUAAUUAGUUGAAUCUGAGCAGAAGAGAUGUCCUUUUCAUUUACGCCCAACACCAAUGCUGGAAUUGGCGGCACAGCGCCUGCAGCGGGUGGUUUCGGCGGUUUUGGCGCGCGUCCAGCAACAACAACGGCGCCACCUCCAGCAUUUGGUGCAACUGCAGCGCCAGCCUUUGGACAAGCAGCAGGAGGAUCGCCGUUCGGACAAGCACCAGCGACAACAGCCUUCGGACAGGCGCCCACGUCGUUAGGACUUGCAGCGGCCACAGCAGCACAGCCAGGAUUCGGAGCACCAGCAGCACAGCCAGGAUUCGGAGCACCUACGGCACAGCAAGGAUUCGGAGCACCCACAGCACAGCCAGGAUUCGGAGCACCUACGGCACAGGCUGGAUUCGGAGCACCUGCGGCACAGCCAGGAUUCGGAGCACCAGCAGCAGCACCUGCAUUCGGAGCAGCUACAACAGCAUCGCCAUUCGGCCAAGCAGCGCCUGCCGUCGUCACCGUAGCGCCCACAUUCGCCUUUGCGCCACCGGCCACGAGUGCUCCGACCACAGCGCCGCCUGCUUUUGGUUUUGGCAGCACAGCCACCACCGCACCGGCCACUUCAGUCGGCAUGGCACCGGCUCUGACUGCGGGCAUUGGAUCCUUUGCGUUCGCCAAGCCCCAAGCCACGACGGCAGCCAGUCUGAACUUCAACACGAACACCACGACAGCCACGUCGCAGCCAUUCAACACGGGACUGCGGCUGGGGGGCACCACGUCAGCUGUGGGCAGUGGAAUCUUUGGCAAACCGGCUGGCCAGCAGACCACAGCACCCGCGGCAUUUGUGGGACUGGGCGGAAUCGAUGUGACCGCCACGCAGCCAAAGUUGGGAGACAACAAGAAGGACGGCAUCAAGAUCAAGGAAACCCAAGUGCCGGAUGAGAUAGCCAAGACGGUGGAGGCCCUGAAGGUGUACAUCAAGCAGCAGAAGACCACCUCCUCGGACAUCGGACGGACGUCCACCUCAAAGUUCUCGAAUGUGACGCACGAGAUCACGAGCCUGGCGUGGGCGCUGCAGAACAUGGCCAACUCGGUGGACACCAACAACCAGCAGAUCAAGCUGCUGCGCCUGGAGACGGCCAAGGCCAUACAGUCCCUGGAGAUGUCACAGCGAACCCAGGACACGCCCAUCGGGCUGCAGUACGAGAACAAUGCGCCGUUCCAGUACUUUCAGUGCCUGGUGGUCAAGUACGAGCAGGAUUUGAUUGCCUUCCGGCAGCAGAUCACGCUUACCGAACGGCACAUGCACGCCCUGGCCAAUCCGCAGAGCAUCGCGCCCGAGGACCUGAAGCGCGGCUUCCGGCAGCUCAACGAGGCCUUCAUCUCGCUCGCAGGUCGCCUGCACGAGCUCCACCAGCGCGUCGAGGAGCAGAAGGAGCUGUAUCUGAAUCUGCGACGCUAUAAACUGCGCGAUGCCACCAAUGUCUUUGAGAAGAUUGACAAUCCACCGCCACCAGCAGUCGAGCCCCAACGGAUCAGCAGUGGUCCGACGCCCUUCUCCAACAUUUCGGCCAUUAGCAGCCUGAACAAAUCGUACGCAUCGGCGGCGGCCGCUUCCUCCAGCAAUGCGGCAGCCAAGUGAUUGCUCCCACGAUCCUUACGUUGAAAUAAAUCGUUAUUCAUGAAGUAAAAGUAAUCCUCGCGAG
Molecule: messenger RNA, 1785 nt
Organism: Drosophila obscura
Lineage: Eukaryota; Metazoa; Arthropoda; Insecta; Diptera; Drosophilidae
Gene: Nup58
Product: nuclear pore complex protein Nup58
Exons: 2
Coding region: 129-1721 (530 amino acids)
Biological process (GO): nucleocytoplasmic transport
Cellular component (GO): nuclear pore
Molecular function (GO): structural constituent of nuclear pore
Source: RefSeq, a predicted model, not a curated record